AUGGGUAAAGGGAAGAAAGAAGACGAUGCGGAUCUCCGAAAGGAGGUCGAAAUGACCGAGCACAAGGAUUCGAUUGAAAAAGUUGCCGAGCAGUUUGAGCUCGAUUUGGAAAAAGGACUUACCGAGGAACAAGUUCUAGAGAGACGACUGCGCGACGGGUACAACGAGCUGACUCCCCCCGAAACGACGCCUGAAUGGAUCAAGUUCUGCAUGAAUCUUUUCGGUGGCUUCUCAACCCUUCUCUGGAUCGGUUCCAUUUUGUGCUUCAUCGCUUACGGCUUCGAAGUCAAUACUCAAGAAGAGCCUCUUCCCGAUAAUCUCUACCUUGGUUCUGUUUUGGCCGCUGUUGUUAUUAUUACUGGCGUUUUUCAGUACAUGCAAGAAUCUAAAUCCGCCGCGAUCAUGGACAGCUUCAAAAACCUCGUGCCCCAGCAAGCCCUCGCCUUCCGAGACGGUGAAAAAACCUCCAUCUCCGCUCGUGAACUCGUCCUUGGCGACAUUGUCGAGGUCAAAGGAGGCGAUCGAAUUCCCGCUGACUUGCGAAUCAUCUCCGCUUCUUCCAUGAAAGUCGACAACUCUUCGCUUACAGGCGAGUCUGAGCCCCAGCCGCGCGAUGCUGAAGAUUCCGAAGUGGAAGUCCUUGAGUCGAGAAAUCUUGCGUUUUUCUCGACCAACUGUAUUGAAGGAUCCGCCCGGGGAAUUGUCAUCCGAUGUGGUGAUAAUACUGUUAUGGGUAGAAUUGCUGCCCUUGCUUCCAACGUCGACUCUGGUGAUACUCCCAUCGCCCAGGAAAUCGAGCGAUUCAUCCACAUCAUCACCGCCGUCGCUGUCUUCCUCGGCGUCACCUUCUUCAUCUUCGCCAUGAUCCUCGACUACACCGUCAUCGAAGCCAUCAUCUUCCUCAUCGGCAUCAUCGUCGCCAAUGUCCCCGAAGGUCUCCUCGCUACUGUCACUGUCUGCCUGACUCUCACCGCCCAGCGAAUGGCGAAAAAGAACUGCUUGGUCAAGAACCUCGAAGCUGUCGAAACUCUUGGCUCAACUUCUACCAUUUGCUCCGACAAGACCGGAACAUUGACGCAAAAUCGAAUGACAGUCGCUCACAUGUGGUUCGAUGAUGAAAUCAAGGAAGCGGAUACUACUGAAGAUCAAACUGGCGAAAACUGCGACUACAAAGAUGCCCCUACUUGGAAAUCUCUCGGCCGAACCGCUGCUCUUUGCAAUCGAGCUGUCUUCCUUGCUGGCGAAGAUGGGCCAAUCCUAAAACGAGAAACUGCUGGAGACGCGUCUGAAUCUGCCCUUCUCAAAUGCUGCGAAAUCAUGAUGGGUUCUGUCGAGGACUACCGAGCUGCGAACCCAAAGGUCUCCGAAAUCCCCUUCAACUCUACAAACAAGUGGCAGCUUUCCAUCCACGAAAUCGAAGGCGAAUCUCGACAACUGUUGGUCAUGAAGGGAGCUCCAGAGCGAAUUCUCUCCCGCUGCUCGAAAAUUCUCAUCAAAGGCAAUGAACAGGCGAUGAGCUCUGAGUGGGAGGAAAAAUUCACGACUGCUUAUGAAACUCUCGGUGGUAUGGGUGAACGAGUCUUGGGUUUUGCUCACCUUUGGCUUGACGCUGAUGCCUUCCCUAAAGGAUUCAACUUCGACACAGACGCCAUGAACUUUCCCAACGGAGAUUUGGAAAAUGAUCCCAACAGUGGUUUGACUUUUGUUGGUUUGAUGUCGAUGAUCGACCCUCCUCGAGCUGCUGUGCCAGAUGCUGUGGCCAAAUGCCGAUCUGCUGGUAUCAAGGUCAUCAUGGUCACUGGUGAUCAUCCAAUUACAGCAAAGGCGAUUGCUGAAUCCGUCGGAAUCAUUUCCGACAAUUGUCAGACUGUCGACGACAUCGCUGCCGAGCGAGGUUGUGCUGUCGAAGAUGUUGAUCCAUCUGAAGCCCGAGCUAAGGUUGUUCAUGGAACUAUGCUGAAAGACAUGACAGACGAAGACAUUGACAACAUUCUCCGAAAUCACGACGAAAUCGUCUUUGCCCGAACCUCUCCCCAGCAGAAACUCAUCAUUGUCGACGGAUGCCAGCGAGCCGGACAGGUUGUGGCUGUCACUGGUGAUGGAGUCAAUGAUUCACCUGCGCUCAAAAAGGCUGAUAUCGGUGUUGCCAUGGACGUUUCAAAACAAGCUGCCGAUAUGAUUCUUCUGGACGACAACUUUGCCUCCAUCGUCACUGGUGUCGAGGAAGGCCGACUUAUUUUUGACAACUUGAAGAAAUCCAUCGCUUACACCCUUACUUCCAACAUCCCAGAGAUCACCCCCUUUUUGGUGUUUAUGAUGCUCCAGAUACCAUUGCCCCUUGGAACUGUUACGAUCCUCUGCAUUGAUUUGGGAACUGAUCUUCUUCCAGCGAUUUCUUUUGCUUACGAAAAGGCAGAGUCUGACAUCAUGAAGCGAAACCCACGAAACAAGUUCACUGACAGACUUGUCAACGAGCGCCUUAUCUCCAUGGCAUACGGUCAAAUCGGUUUCAUCCAAGCUCUCGCCGGCUUCGUCUGCUACGUCUGGAUCAUGCAAGACAACGGCUUCCACCCAACUGACCUCCUCGGCCUCCGAUCCUUCUGGGACGACAAACAUACUCAGUCGGUCACGGAUUCCUACGGCCAGCAAUGGGCGUACUCUCAGCGAAAGAUCCUCGAGUUCACUUGCCACACCAUGUUCUUCACCGCGAUCGUCAUCGUCCAGUGGGCAGAUGUGAUCAUUUGCAAGACCCGACGACUUUCUCUUUUCAAGCAGGGAAUCCUGGAGAACCGCGUUCUCAUCUACGGCCUCAUCGAAGAAACUAUCCUCGCUACUUUCUUGGCCUACACUCCCGGAACUGAUGUUCUUCGAAUGUAUCCUCUUGAGUGGCUUUGGUGGCUCAUUCCUAUGCCAUUUUCAUUGAUCAUCUUCCUCUACGAUGAAAUCCGAAAGUUCCUCAUCCGAAGAAAUCCUGGCGGAUGGGUCGAAAACGAAACUUAUUAUUAA
Molecule: messenger RNA, 3006 nt
Organism: Oikopleura dioica
Lineage: Eukaryota; Metazoa; Chordata; Appendicularia; Copelata; Oikopleuridae
Source: the annotation of a GenBank genome assembly